GCCAUACCGCCAUAGACAACAACCACAUGAAACGUGACGGUCAUUUUGGCAAGGACGUGCGUGUGAAUGUUCUCCUAGUUGUCUGUACACCAUGUCCGUUAUAGUUGAAGAUCAAAGUUUUGGUGUGACAUGUGUUACUUGGAAAUGUGAUAUGAGUUGCAAAACUGGUUUAUUCGAAAAAGUGAACUUAAAGUUGAAUAGAAUUCCAAGCCACACAUCUUACUUAGAAAUCUUCUGGUUUAAUCACGGAUAUCGAUGGGGUGCUCUUUCGCUUGCUGAACAUCCUAUUUCAUUUUGUCUGAAGGAGCUUCAUGAAGGGGAAAUGAAAAGUAGUCAACUUCCGUUAAAACAAGUUCCAAAAAGAGAUGCUAUUCCCUUUUAUUACCGCCAACCUCACGCCGUUUGGGUCACUGUCGACGUAGGUCACUUCAAAGAAACCUCGAAAGUCUUCCUGAGUAAAGAAUGCAACGAUUUGGACGACCAUGUUGCAGCCAUUUGGAAAUCGAUAAAAGUAUCCUUUACACCUGCUUCGAGAAAGUUUUCAUUCAAGUUUUUUCUUCAUUUUAAUAAUUUCGGCAUUAGUGAAGUGAAAGCCGGCAAUAUUUUAACAGACUACCUUUUUCUUCAACAAACAAACUGUGAUGUUCAUUUUUGUUUCCCGUUGGGAAAGAAGAUCGGUGGUCACAUUUCCAUUAUUGCAGCUACUAGCCCUGUUUUUGCGGCCAUGUUCAGGCAUAACAUGAAAGAAUCAAAGACUGGUGAAGUCGUCAUCAAAGACAUCGAAAGAGACAUUUUCUAUGAGUUGCUUCACUACAUUUACUCGGGUCGGACAUCCGUGGCGAUGACUGAAGCCAUUGCUCAAUCAUUGAUAGCAGCAGCUGAAAAGUACAAUAUUCCUGAUCUGAAAAAUAAAUGUGCAGAUUUCCUAUUGGCACGAGUGACGGAUUCCACAGCUCAGAUAAUCUUUGAGGUAGCCGAUCGAUAUCACAUCCAGGAGCUUAAGGAGGAGUGUAUUCAAAUUCUCAUGUCACGCAUUGAAAUAGAGAAUGUCAUUCCGUUGAUUAUCUGGGCGAAUGAGAAACGUGCACAGAAAGUUAAAGAAGCAGCACUCAAAUUCAUAAAGAAAAAUUUCCAAGCCGUUUGUCAAUCUAAAGACUACGAAAACAUGAUGUUCCAGUUUCCUGAUCUCUGUUUGGAAGCAACCAGGUGCACGUACCGUUGAUGCCUUUCAAAAUCACCCUAAGCCUACUUCCUCAUCAAGAUGCCGCAAAAGUUUUAUCGGGGAAGUCGAUUGUCUCCAGUUUUCUCCACUUGUAUUUCGUUUCUUUUUCUCAAAUGUUGUUGCACUGUAAUGAAGAAAAUAAUUUUAAAUCACCAA
Daphnia magna is the source of this 1378-nucleotide messenger RNA. Its product is annotated as BTB and MATH domain-containing protein 38. Gene Ontology annotation, biological process: proteasome-mediated ubiquitin-dependent protein catabolic process; regulation of proteolysis. Gene Ontology annotation, cellular component: nucleus; cytoplasm. Gene Ontology annotation, molecular function: ubiquitin protein ligase binding. The record is from RefSeq and is a predicted model, not a curated record. The transcript has 2 exons. The coding region runs from base 92 to 1222 and encodes 376 amino acids. Lineage: Eukaryota; Metazoa; Arthropoda; Branchiopoda; Diplostraca; Daphniidae.